Molecule: messenger RNA, 423 nt
Organism: Lachancea lanzarotensis
Lineage: Eukaryota; Fungi; Ascomycota; Saccharomycetes; Saccharomycetales; Saccharomycetaceae
Gene: SDD2
Product: LALA0S02e01310g1_1
Exons: 2
Coding region: 1-423 (140 amino acids)
Cellular component (GO): nucleus; cytosol
Molecular function (GO): DNA binding
Source: RefSeq, a predicted model, not a curated record
AUGGAUCCCGAACUACAAGCUAUCCGUGAAGCCAGAUUACAAGAACUCAAGCGUCAUUCGGGUGGUUCCGGUGGUGAUUCCAAUAAUGACCAAAAGCCUGCUGGUGAUGCAGUUGCUGCUCUAUUACAACCGCAAGCAUUGGAGCGUCUUUCACGAGUGUCACUCGUUCGUCCAGACCGCGUGCGCGCCGUAGAAGCGUACUUACAACAACUGGCAGCUCGUGGCCAAAUAACGCGCAAAGUAUCGGAGCAAGAAAUCGUUGAGGUUCUGAAUGGUGUGGCCCGAGACGAAAACCGGAAAAACUCUACCAAGAUCAUUUUCGAUCGUCGGGAUGAGGUGCAUCACAAUGCAAAGGACAGUCAUGGACACGUGACUGGAGGUACGAAUGACGACGAUGAUGAUGAUGACGAUUUUUUCGAUUAG